UGUACUGAAAUGUCGGAGGCGGCUCUCACAUUCUGCUGUCCCGUGUGUCUGGAUGUCCCCAGGGAUCCCGUGACCAUCCCCUGCGGACACAGUUACUGUAUGAGCUGCAUCUCAGGCUGCUGGGAUCAGGAUGACCAGAAGGGGGUCUACAGCUGUCCUCAGUGCAGACAGACCUUCAUGUCAAGACCGGCCCUCAUGAAGAACAGCAUGCUGGCUGAUCUGGUGGAGCACUUCCGGAACAUGUUGCCUGAAGACAGUCUCUGUCACGCCGGACCCGGUGAUGUGCCGUGUGACGUCUGCACAGAGACUAAAUACAAAGCUGUGAAGUUCUGUUUGGUGUGUGUGGUGUCCUUCUGUGAGCUGCACCUGAAGCCUCACAGUGUGUCUCAGGCAUAUAAGGGACAUAAGUUAGUUUCGGCAUCAUGUAAGCUCCAAGAGUUGAUUUGUUCUGCACACAAGAAACCGCUGGAGGUGUUCUGCCAGACAGAUCAACAGUUUGUGUGUUUACUUUGUGUUUUGAAGGAACACAGGGAGCACAACAUCGUGUCACCUGCUGCUGAAAGACAAACCCAACAGAAAGAGUUUGAGGAAAUGCAAAUGAAGACAAAACUGCGGAUUCAGAAACGACAGAGUGAACUGACUGACAUCGGAGCAGCAGUGACGACACUCAAGUUAUCUGCCGAGUCAGCAGUAGCAGAUAUUGAGAGGAUCCGCUCUGAGCUGAUGAACUCAAUUACGUCACAAUGUUCGGAGAUAUCAGAGUUGAUCGGCGCUCAGGAGAAGAUUGGCAUGAGACAGGCGGAGAUAUCUCAGGAGCAGCUGCAGCAGGAGAUUUCGGAGCUUCAACAGAGAGACGCAGACAUGCAGAUGCUUCUCCACACCGAAGAUGAUUUCCUGUUCCUGCAGAAUAUUCCAUCUCUCUCGAAUGCUCCAGUGUGUCAGAAUUCACAGAGAGUUAUUUUGAGUCCUCAUGGAUUAUUUGAUCAUGUGAGGAAGUUAAUCUCGGAGACAAAUCAAAGAAUAAUGGAGUUACUCAAAAAGAAUCACAUGCAGAUAUCCAGGGAAGUUGUAAAAGUUAAGAUUUUCCUGCCUCUUGACCCCAAGACCCGAGAUGAGUUUUUGCAGUAUUCCUGUGAGCUGGCACUGGAUCUCAAAACGGCUCACAACAAUCUCCUCUUCUCUAAAGGAAACACCCGACUGACGUGGGGUCAAGCACAGUCCAAUCCUGAUCAUCCAGAGAGAUUUGACAGCUGGUGGCAGGUCUUAAAUAAGGAGGGUUUGACGGGCUGCUGGUUCUGGGAGGUGGUGUAUAGCGGGACAGUCUUCAUUGCUCUUUCAUACAAGAGUAUUUCCACCAAAGGUCCUGGGACUGAAUGCGGAUUUGGACGCAACGAUCAGUCCUGGAGUUUAUGCUGCACGCCUUCUUAUUACAGUUUCUGGCACAGUAACGUGGAGACUAAACUAUCCGGAUGUCCCGUCUCCUCUCGAGUAGGACUGUAUGUGGAUCAGCGCGCGGGACGUCUGUCCUUCUACAGUGUCUCUGACACAAUGAGCCUCAUCCACAGUGUCCAGACCACAUUCACGCAGCCCCUCUAUCCAGGGUUUGGGUUCAGGAUUGGGUUUUUAGGCUCCAUUCAAAUUUUUCCCAAAGAGUGAGAAAUAAAGAGAUCAUUUUAACAGAUGCAUUCAUUAUAUAUACAGUAUAUAUAUGACCACAUUACACAUUUUACCCCACAUUCGCAUUGCAUCAUUUAUUUUUGGUGCUUUUCAAAUGUCUUUUAUUGUCUAGAUUUGGCUGUUUUAUCCUUUCAAUAUUAAACUAUGAAAAUGCAUGAUAAAAAUAUAAUGAUUACAUGUUUUAAGC
Molecule: messenger RNA, 1864 nt
Organism: Xyrauchen texanus (razorback sucker)
Lineage: Eukaryota; Metazoa; Chordata; Actinopteri; Cypriniformes; Catostomidae
Product: tripartite motif-containing protein 16-like
Exons: 6
Coding region: 10-1656 (548 amino acids)
Molecular function (GO): protein binding; zinc ion binding
Source: RefSeq, a predicted model, not a curated record